AUGCCGAGGAAGAAGAAACCCACAGAGGGCCUUGAUUCUCGAGGUCAGGAUGGGGAGGAGGAGGAGGAAGAGAAGAGGGCCCUGCUCAAUGCCAAGAAGAAGCGCAGUUUUGUGGACGCGUUUAUUGUUAUAUCCGACAGCGACGGAGAGCAGGAGUCAAAGGAAGAGAGUGGAUUGCAAAUUAAAAGAACCAAACAGCAGCUGGAUAGAACGAAGUUUGCUGCUAAAAGAAAAAUUGCACAGAUGACUGAAGAGGAACAGUUUGCUCUGGCCCUGAAAAUGAGUGAGCAAGAAGCCAGGCAAGUGAACUGUCAGGAAGAGGAAGAGGAGGAGCUCUUGAGGAAGGCCAUUGCUGAGAGCCUUAGUAGCUGUCAGCCCUCAGAGUCCUCUGACGCAACGCCCGAGUUGCCUGCAGAAGCAGUGGGCAAAACAGGCCCAAACGACCUCGCCGAGCAAGAAGGCUCUGAGAUCCUGGGAGGUCUGGCACUCUGCCCUGACACCCCUCGCUCCGAGUGCAGCUCCCACUCACAGAGUGCAAGAGCUGAUGGGAAUGGACAGAUGGAUGUCGCCCGGAGUCCCCUGGUAGUGUUGAGGCGGUUAAGCCAGGAAAUCGUUGAAAACUCACUAGUAUCCAGCAUAAUCGUGUCUCGGGGGAAGGGCCAGCCUUUACCAAGGUCAAGUGAAAAGCCUUCCUCACCAGCAAGAAGGGAUUCUGAUAGCCUGUUACCCAGCGCUUUUGGAGAGGACCUCUUCUCUUUGAGUCCCACCUUUGGCAGGAUUGCUCCAGGCUCCUGGCGACUGACACCUCGGAGACUGUUCACAAGCCCCCGCAGCCCUUCAAAAGCAGAAGAGCACGAAGCAAAAGAGCAACUCCUGCCUGGCACUUGCUCCUCUGUGGGAGCAGCCAGCGCUGAGAGCCCAGCCGCGCUCUGUAACACCUGGACCACGGACAGCUGUGACAGUCCCGAGAGGAGCUGCAGAGGGGCAAGCACCAAACACACCCGGCAGCCCGGGCACGGCACCAAAGUCUGUGUUUCCACAGAGCAAUCGGAACAGAACAAGGGGCCUGGCAGUGCCCCAGAGCUUUGUGUGCUCAGGGGGCCAGAGGAGGGCAGGAGCAAGGAGGAGGCGAGAGACACAGUGCACUACUACUGGGGCAUUCCGUUCUGCCCCAAAGGAGUGGACCCCAACCAGUACACCAAAGUCAUCUUGUGUCAGCUGGAGGUUUACCAGAAGAGCCUGAAGCAGGCUCAAAGGCAGCUAUUGCAUAAGAAGGAGUUUGGUAACCCAGUUGUGCCCAGCCCUUCUUCCCUGAGCCAAAAUGAGCUCGGGAAAGGAGAUCAGAUAAGUAGGGAGAACGGGCUUGCAGAUGACACAGAAGAUGGAGACCCAGAGGUGCAGAAGGAGUCUGAGAGCAUCACCUGGCUCCUCCCUUUGAAGAGAAGGGAGGCAGAGGACAGUCCAGGGCAGAACAUGGAAGAGGAGAAGAACUCUGCCUCUGACGAUGAGCCAACCACCAGCUACUGCCAGGCCUCCCAGGUGCUGGCUGCAGUGGACAUGCCAGAAGAUGGGGAACCAAUGCAAAUUACACAGAGCAUCUCUGCAUUGACCUCACUUGGCAGUAGGAGAAGUCCAAAUACUGCCACAGAAAACUCUGCUGAAGAAGAGGUCAGUGUUUGCCCAGAGACCCAGCCGAGUCCGUCAGAAGAAGAGCCAGAGAGAGAAGAGCUGGGCUUGGACAGCAAAGAUGCCUCUAUGCAGGCUGGUGGAGAUGAGAACGCCAGCAGGGCUGUGCCUGAGGGCAGCCCCGCAGCCGCUGGGCGCGUGUCGUGCCCGCUGUGCGAGCGGCGCUUCCCGGCCACGGAGAUCGAGCUGCACGCCAUGUACUGCAACGGCGCGGGAGAGGAGGCUGCCCACGACUCCCCAGUGCUCACCCGGCGCCAGAGAGAAGCGAGAAGCAGAGCUGCCGGCAGCGAGAGCGGCCCGGCGUCCUCAGGCACUGACAAGUGUGAGAAGUGCUACCUCUGUAAGUCACUGGUGCCACUGCUGCAGUAUCAGAGGCAUGUGGACAACUGCCUUCAGGCUGCUAGGCAAGCUCAGGGAACCAGGAGGCUGCGAAGCGCCAAGGACGGAAGGCACGAGGGGCGACUCCUCAGCAUGCUGGAGCUCUCGGAGAGCAGAUCUGCAGGUGCUGAUGCGGGGACCCCCUUCUCUGGACUAAGAGACCAACAGUCGCCUCCUGCUUUCCCUGGCCGAGCCGAGGACGAUGCUGGGGACAGCCCGGGCUCCCUCUCGUGUGCUUCUUUCAGCAUUUCCCCCGCCAAGUCGCACGUCUCCGUUGCAGAAGCCGCAGGCUGCGUGUUGGACUUGGAGCCACAUGUGGCUCUUCGCUUGGGCAGUCGGCAACAAACCAAAGCCUGCCGGCGGAGCAAGAGGAAAUUCUGA
This is a messenger RNA of Tinamus guttatus (white-throated tinamou), 2445 nucleotides long. RefSeq names its product ubiquitin interaction motif containing 1 (gene UIMC1). Lineage: Eukaryota; Metazoa; Chordata; Aves; Tinamiformes; Tinamidae. Gene Ontology annotation, molecular function: histone binding; K63-linked polyubiquitin modification-dependent protein binding; DNA binding. The record is from RefSeq and is a predicted model, not a curated record. Gene Ontology annotation, biological process: double-strand break repair; positive regulation of DNA repair. Gene Ontology annotation, cellular component: BRCA1-A complex.